This is a messenger RNA of Manis pentadactyla (Chinese pangolin), 2866 nucleotides long. It is a transcript of the gene PDCL, whose product is annotated as phosducin like. The coding region runs from base 236 to 1141 and encodes 301 amino acids. NCBI's taxonomy places the organism in Eukaryota, Metazoa, Chordata, Mammalia, Pholidota, Manidae. The record is from RefSeq and is a predicted model, not a curated record. The transcript has 4 exons. Gene Ontology annotation, biological process: regulation of G protein-coupled receptor signaling pathway.
UCACCCAGACCGCCGGAGAGGUUCUCUCCAAUUGGGCAGAGUGCGUCUGCCCGACGCAGGACGGCCGCCUCAUUGGUCCGCACAGUCGGGAUUCCGGCGUCUCUUCUCUUAGUGUUCGGGGCGCCGACCCACUUCUGUGUCUCCAACCCAGCGCUCUCUUCCCUCCGAAGUGCCCGCAGCUGCCAGCCCGAAGUCAUCCGGACUGAGCUAAGCCGGUUAAGUACACUGAGGCACCAUGACAACCCUGGAUGAUAAGCUGCUGGGGGAGAAGCUGCAGUAUUACUACAGCAGCAGUGAGGAUGAGGACAGCGACCGCGAGGACAAGGACAGAGGCAGGGGCACCCUGGCUGGCAGUUCGAUACCUGUAGAUGCUGAGUUGGCUGGCGAAGGCAUCUCAGUUAACACAGGUCCAAAAGGUGUGAUCAAUGACUGGCGCCGCUUCAAACAAUUAGAGACAGAGCAAAGGGAGGAACAGUGCCGGGAGAUGGAAAGGUUGAUCAAGAAGCUCUCAAUGACCUGCAGGUCCCAUCUGGACGAAGAGGAGGAGCAGCAGAAACAGAAGGACCUCCAGGAGAAGAUCAGUGGGAAGAUGACUCUGAAGGAGUUUGCCGUGACAAGUGAGGGCCAAGACGAUGAAGAGUUCCUCCAGCAGUACCGGAAGCAGAGAAUGGAAGAGAUGUGGCAGCAGCUUCACAGGGGGCCCCAAUUCAAGCAGGUUUUUGAGAUCGCCAGUGGAGAAGGGUUUCUAGACAUGAUUGAUAAAGAACAGAAAAACACCCUCAUCAUGGUCCAUAUUUAUGAGGACGGCAUUCCGGGGACUGAAGCCAUGAACGGUUGCAUGAUCUGCCUUGCUGCGGAGUACCCAGCCAUCAAAUUCUGCCGGGUGAAGAGCUCAGUGAUUGGGGCCAGCACUCGGUUCACCAGGAAUGCCCUUCCCACCCUGCUCAUCUACAAGGGGGGCGAACUGAUUGGCAACUUUGUUCGUGUCACUGACCAACUGGGGGAAGAUUUCUUUGCUGUGGACCUUGAAGCUUUUCUGCAGGAAUUUGGGUUGCUCCCAGAAAAGGAAGUCUUGGUGUUGGCGUCUGUGCGUAACUCCGCCACCUGUCACAGUGAGGACAGCGAUUUGGAAAUAGAUUGAACGGAUAGUGUGGUUGCAUAGAUUUCUCAUUGUUUGGGAGACACAUGGCUAUGUGUUUAUUUUUGUUGCUUCCUGUGUCUUGCUUUUCGGCUGUUCAUUGUAGUCCUUUUUAUUAAAUGUAAAGUCAAGAAAUUCUUAGAUUAAAUCAGAAUGCUGAAUCACCUUAUGACUAGCAAUGAAAUUACUUAGAAUUGUAUAAGCAGGAAGCUAGGCUUUGGGACUAUUUACUUAAGAUUCUCUAGCAUGACAUCUCUGUUAUUGUUUCUGGGCAAUAUUUACAUAGCAUCCUUAAAACAGUGUCCUGGAAAUUGUCUUCAGAGGAUCUCAGGGAGGUCUCUGCCAGGUCUGGGAGUGUAAUUCUAUAGUUAGUCUGUUAUUAGCAGCAUAAAUAGUACAUUUCCUUCAUCAAAUGAUUGCCAAUUAUAUUUACUUGUAAUCAGAUCUAUAGUCUUGGAAGGCAGUUAAUUUUUUUCCCCCUGACCCUGUUCUCCAGAGUCUUGUUGAAAGGUUCCAGACCAUAUGUGUUUGUCCCAUCAAGAGGGUGACAUCUGUUGCUGGAGUCAGUGUCCUGCUCAAACACUAUUAAAUCUAGAGUAGGAGAAACAAUCCAUGCUGCUGCCUUCUUGAUAGUCUCUCAGAAGACCAGCCUGACUUAAAAAAAAUAGGGAUAGGACUGGAAAGCAUAUUUACAAGGAGGAUCUUUCAAUAUGAUACACCUGCUCAUCUCUUUGUUGCUCGUUUAUUUAACAAGGUAACUUUUUGGUUUAAUGUAGCUCUGAAACCUUUUUUUUUUGCACAUUGGUAAAGUAGCUACUGUACAAUAGAGGAAAAUUUGCCAAAAUACAGAAGCAAAAAUAAGAAAGUUAGAAUAAUCUCUAAUCUUACCAUCUAGAGUAAAACACUAUUAAUAUUUUGGUGCAUUUCCUUCCAAGGUGAUUUCUUUGUAUACAUAGACAUUUUGUUUGUUUUUAAAUAACACAAUGGGAUCUUUCUGAGCAUACUGUUCUAUAGCAUGGUCAGCUAACGUGUCAAACUUUUUUUGCAUGUUAUUGAAGAGCCUACAACAUUUUAAAAGUGGCUCUUGAUAUUCCAUUGUAUAGACAUGCUGUAACUUGCUUGGUGCUUUUCUCUUAACAGCAAAGACUUUUUAUUACAAAGGUAGUAGAUGUCCAUUAUAGAAAAUGUACUAAACAUUGUUAAGUUAAAAACAGGCUUAAAAGCCCUAUAAUUCUACUGACCAAAAAUAAUCUUCAUUAUCAUUUUUACAGGUAUCUUUCCAGUCUUUUUUUUUUUUUUUCUAUUUCUGUUUAUAGUAAUGGUUGUCAUUUGAUUUUUUUCCUCUUGUUUUAUACUUCUAAAAAUGUGCGUUCUAGGGUCAGGGAAUAUGUAAUCUGGAAUUAAAAUGUUAGCUUUAAAUUCAGUUUUGCUUUUCCUGGUUAUUUGGGAAUUGACUGACUAGACAUAUCUUGAAAAUAUCUGUUGUAGUUAAUGAGCAAGUGGGUUUUUCUGAUUUAAAAAGCUCAUUGUAGAAAGUGUGUAAAGUACAGAAAAUUAUUAGAAGCAGAAAUAACUGUUGUCAGUGUUCUCAUUUAUUUCCUUCCAGUCUUUUUUCAAUAUUUGUAAUAGCUUUGAGAGCUUGGUGCUUUACUUCUGUGUUCUGUUUUAUUUAAUAUCAUAAAUACUUCAAUGGGUGAUAAACAUUCUGAAUAAAUGAUUUUUAGUGGC